Peniophora sp. CBMAI 1063 is the source of this 810-nucleotide messenger RNA. The record is from the annotation of a GenBank genome assembly. NCBI's taxonomy places the organism in Eukaryota, Fungi, Basidiomycota, Agaricomycetes, Russulales, Peniophoraceae.
AUGUCCGUCACGCUCGCCCACGCCUUCCUCGAGGCGUACAACCCCGCCAGCGACCUCGGCGAAACGCUCUUCUGGCAAGACGAAGAGUUCGUCGGCCACGGCGUUGUGCCGCCGUGGUACGACACCUACGAACCCGCCGGCCAUCCCAUUCUUAGUCUCGACGCCACAGCCGUCGACAAAAUCAGAGUCUUCGUCCAUCGUUUCUGGGAGCUAAGAUCUGUAGACGCAAAAAAGAAACUGAUUACGAAUCCGGGCGACUCGGAUGGCCGCGAGGGGCUCGCGCACUGUCGCAAAUAUAUCGAGCGAUGUAUGGAUAAAUGGAGAAUCAACGAGCACAUCGACGCGUACGUCGACCUACCAAAGGUCUACCACUGCCAAGGACCCGAGCUCCCGACACUCGAGGACUCCUACGUCCUCCAACGCCCCGAAGUGAUCGACAUCCUCAUAAAGCUCUUCGGCACGCAGGCGCUCAACGCGGUCGACCCGACGGUUCCGCAACAUGCGUAUGCGCAGUUCGUGUGGCAGCUUGUGGCGCUGCGCUGGAACACGUAUCGUAAGCGGCGGAAGGCCGCUGUGAAGUUGGUGAGGAAGCUUGAGGGUGAGCAGGAGGCGCUCGUCGGCGAGCUCUCGGUCAGUACUCCCGGCACACUACAACCUGCCACACUUCGCAAGAUCGACGUAUGGACGCGCCAGACAGCAACACAUAUCAGUUAUCUUCGAAACUUCCACGACCCAGCCAACGCAGACCUGCUCGACAGACUGAAGGCAGAGCUGCAUACACUCCCCGCUCCAUUACAGGGAAAAGCGUGA